Molecule: messenger RNA, 969 nt
Organism: Physeter macrocephalus (sperm whale)
Lineage: Eukaryota; Metazoa; Chordata; Mammalia; Artiodactyla; Physeteridae
Gene: ERICH2
Product: glutamate rich 2
Source: RefSeq, a predicted model, not a curated record
CCAGGUUCAGACUCUGGCGCCCCAACGCAGCCGAGGCGGCGCGCGAGCAGGUACCACUGGGUGGAGAAGAGAAUUGAAGUAGCACAAGGCCAACAUAACAGCUCACAUGCCUGUAAGAGGUGGAUAAACAAAGAGGUGGAUACAAACGGAAUCAUCUAGACAAGACAGAAGCUAUAAAGCAAAAGUGAUGAUUGAACCAAAUGUGAUGAUUGAACCAAAUGAAGCAAUGUCAGAUAAAUGCCUCUUUGGAUGCAGACCAACAUUGGCAAGCAAACUUUAUACCUCACCAACACAAGUCUCUCUAAAUGUAGCGAAGACAGUCUCAGAAAAUAAGGAAGUCUCUUCAAAAAAUAUUGAAAGUAAAGUCUCUAAAGAAUUUACCGAAAAUAGAGUAUCUCCAAAGAGUAUUGAAAAUAAAGAUAUAGAAACAAAUCUACAGUCUAAGAUAUGGUCAUCUUCCUUCUUAAAAGAAAGCACAGGUGAAAUGAGCAAAAGUGUAGUCAUUACAGAGCAGGAGAAAAAUAAUGAAUGUUCCCCUGAGGAUACUGAUGAUAAGUUGUCUGAAUCAACAGAUGAUGAUGGUGAGGAUGAUACCAAUGAUGAAGAUAAUGAGGAAGACAGUAACCCUAAUAAGGAUACUCAUGCCCCAUUAGAGUUAAUGACAGAAUUCCUAAGAGCAGAAAUGGGCCAAGACUACUAUUUGGCAAAAAAAUUAUGUCAGAUGAUCCUAAUCUAUGAACCAGAAAAUCCUGAGGCCAAGGAGUUUUUCUCACUUAUUGAAGAAAUGCUUCUGAUGGAGAAAGCUCAAAAUCUGGAGGAAGAUGAUGAAGAGAGUGGAGAAGACAGUAGCGGUGAGAGUGCAGGGGAGAGCAGUGAGGAUCCAAGUGAAGAAAGCUCUGAUGAAUGUGAAGAUGGGUGAUGACAUUUGCUGCUAUAGUUUAAUCUUCAUGUAUGUUCAUUACUGUAUAC